GACUGCUUCUUCAUCAGGGCUUUAAAAUCAAAGAUAAAAGUAAGAAAAAAGUGGGGUUUUUUUACGGAUACGUUGAUCUAGCCUUAUAUACCAUGGCGUGUCUUGCUGCGAUUCUUGGUCUCAUCAUUUUUUCAGGAAUCAUGGAUCUCUCAGCAGCAAACAAAGACACGUGUGAUCUGUAUGCCUUAGUUGGACAGAGUCUAACUCUGCCGUUUGUCUUUGAGGGACUUGCAAACGUACAUGUGCUGAGAUGGACUCAUAAUAAAACGAUCAUUUUGUACAAACAUCAGGGCAGAGUGACUGUUGGAAAACCAGAGGACAUCUCUAAAACCGGAUCCCUUUUCCUGGAGAACCUUCAAUUCUCAAGUGCAGGGAUCUACCAAGCAGAUGUCCUGAAUCCCAAUCGUACACUGGCUUUAAAGUGGACUGGUCGUCUCUGUAUGAUGGACAAGGUGGCAAAACCUCAACUCACUUACAUCUGUGACCCCAAGACAAGGGCUGUUAUCCUAAAUUGCAAUGUAGCUAAUCCUCAGGAUUUGACGUUCUCAUGGACACUGGACCAGAAGACCUUAACAAGCGAAACAAAACAAACCCUGAGCAUAUCAUUGGCACAGCUUAAAGGUGUGUGGAGCUUUGCAUGUAGUGUGGCAAACAAAGUCAGCAAGGAGAAGAGUGACACUGUCCGUCCGACCUGUGAGAGUCCACCUCCACCACCUUUGUUCUGUCUUAAAUCCCAAAUUGUUCUAGCAGUGCUGGCAGGAGGGGCAAGUCUUAUUCUGCUUUUGCUCAUCAUAAUCAUCACAUUAUGUUGCCGCUACAGGCGCAUCAAAACACAAAUGAGACGCAGGGAUCAAGAGGAUCUUAGGAUGCUUUCUCUAAACAAACUCAAGCCUAACAUCAGCCCAGAAUAUGAGACAAUGCACCCACCUGAGGACUAUCCAACCGUGAGUCAAACUUCUUUACCCAAAGACUGUUAUGAGAAAGUUUCGCAGCCUGAAGCUCAGACUGAAAAGGAUCCUGCACAGCUGUCCGUAGAUGCCGAAGGACAACAACCUUCCCCUGUGCCGAAGCCGAGGACAAAGAGCCCCAAAACAGAAAACAUCUGAAGGUGCCUCCCGCUCUUACUAUCCCAGGAGCUAAGACCUAUAAAAGGCAUAUUUUUUUUACCUUGAUAAUGUACAACUUAAUCAAAACAAAAAAAAAUCAAAUUGAAAUUGUCUUCGUUACUUGUACACUUACAUAGAUGCUGUAAAUAGACAUUAGGAGCAUGAGUGUCUUUGGACAAUGGGCUUAAUCAUGAUAAAUGCUGUGGACCUGGGAGUUAGCAAAAUAUUAAUUUUCUCUGCAACUUCAACAUUUAUGUCAUGGCUCAGAUACGUAGAAUUUUCCUUAACCAAAUUAAGGAUGGGGGUUUAAAAUCACUGUGGGGAGAAAUUUCAAUAUUGAUGUAUUGUUUAUAAUUUACUAAGAUUACUGAUGGUCUUAUCUGCUUUUUUUUCCUUUGACUGUUAAGCCAAUAUUCUUCUGUGUUAUGAAUAAAGAUUUUCCAGACGUUGUGGAAAAAAAUCUGAAAAGUGUUGAACUGAACUUUUCACCAUCUGACAUAUUUUCAUAUAUUUACCAACACCUCUACUGAUACUUGCAUACACUUAAAUCGUUUUUCAAUGACGUUUCUGUCACAUACAUUAAUCACACUAUAUGUAUACAUGUAUUGUUAUUGAAAUGAAUAUAGUUGCCCAGAUCUUCUGAUUGUAUA
Molecule: messenger RNA, 1756 nt
Organism: Eleginops maclovinus (Patagonian blennie)
Lineage: Eukaryota; Metazoa; Chordata; Actinopteri; Perciformes; Eleginopidae
Exons: 1
Coding region: 93-1106 (337 amino acids)
Cellular component (GO): cell-cell junction
Source: RefSeq, a predicted model, not a curated record